UUGGAGCUGGGCAGGCUUUUUCAUCCUUCGAUUUACCACCCGGUCGUCUUGUGCGAGGCCCCGGGAUGGCCCUUGUUGUGGGCACUAUCACCAUGGCCAGUAGUAAUUCACGUGAUCCCGCCACCACGGCGUCGGACGAUGCUGCGACCGAAGCCACCGCCACCGCCUCGACUUCGACCACCGGCGCUGCAAACGGGACCAACCCCAGCAUUCCUCGCCCGGAGAGUCCUGUUACACCGCAGCUACGCGUUGACACGACAGCCCUACAAACCAACAGCAACGCCGCGCAAGUCUCGCCCUACAUGCCCUUUUCAGCGCGCUUCAAUGCCGGUGGCAGUGGACUGCCCUUUAUGUCUCCCAUCAACAUGUACAUGCUCAACUCGAGCCUCCUCUCCGCCGGUGGCAAGUCAGAUUUGGCUCUCCAAACACCGCGCGAAGCCGAUCUCGUCGCCUUCCUCUCUCGCUCCACCUCUUCUCUCCCCGACGGCGCCGCGCACGAGGAUCAAGACCUUGUUCUUGACAGCGCCCCUCCCACCUCCACAUCCACGGCCCCCACGAAUACCACCUCGCCCACCUCUCGCACCAAUGGCCGUCGGCAUCAUCGCCGCCAAUCCCCAACCUCCCCCACCGGCCUGCACGGCCAUCAGAGACCCCCUUACAACGACCUCAACGGUACCGCCAGCGCUGCCUCCCACCCCACCCACAGCGCCUCAAACCAAUCCCCCGCAAGCGCAGCUCGAACCCUCGCCCAAGCCUCCGCCACCAGCGACGCAUACCGUCGCCCCCAAACCCGUCCUCGUCGCAUGUCUGCCACGGGCUGGCGAGACCAGGACCGCGUCUUGUCCGAAGAGUCUUCCAUGCUCUCCGCCGACAUUAUCAGCUCCGCCCGGGAGUACCACACCAACCCAAAGGCCACCAACACUGCCCCACUCGUCCUCUCCCCCAUUGCCCAAGGCUUACUCAUGCUCUCCCCCAGCGUGCAAAACCAAGCCUCAUGGGCCCUCCAGAGCGGCGCCUCCUCAGACAUUCUGGCCCGUUCGGCCCUCAAGGACGACCCCACCGAGUCAUAUCUUCAAGAGCUGGCUGCACUUAAUUCCCACACCUCCUCGUCGGUCGCCCAAGCCGACCAUACCGGUCCCACCAACCUCUCUGCCGUUCUCGACGGACUCCCUGAUUCCCUUCAAGCCUCAGACCUGGAUGACGACGACGACAAUACGGCCCUCACGUCCAACCAUACCGGUCUUGACACAGACAAUCUCUUUAGCAGCAACGCCUCGCUCCUCCUCGCCGCAGCUCAACAUCAACUUCCACCUGCAACCACCAGCGCCAUCACAAAUCAGGCACACGCAGCCAACUCCAACCCAAUCCCCUUCGAUUUGCCCUCCAUCAAUACCGCCCUCGCCCAUGCAGACCCCACAAACCCCAACCCAGCGGACGCUGCCCCAUCUCACAAGGCAGCCACCAAGCCCGCCCGCAACACCAAGCAAGCCGCAUCUUCCCGUGCUAAAGCUGCCACCACCCCCACUUCCGGGCGCUCCAGCCGCACUAGCCACACUGCCUCUCAGCGUUCAGCAACACCCGCCUCCAAAGACGCGCCCCCAUCCAAGCGCGCAAAGGCCUCGCCAGACCUCAUUGAAACGGCUGAUGGUCUGUUACGUUGCACCUGGCCCGGCUGCACCAAGGAAUAUGCCAAAGUCUCGCACCUGCGUUCCCACAUGCGACGUCACAACGGGGAGAAACCUUAUUCCUGUACCCAUCCCGGCUGUGACUGGCGCUUUUCGCGCUCCGAUGAACUCGCCCGCCACAUCCGCUCCCACACUGGUGAGAAACCCUACAAGUGCCCCAUCUGCCCCAAAGCCUUUUCUCGUUCGGAUCACCUCCAAAAGCACAAACGUACGCAUAACCGAAACGGCAACAAGGCGCGGUGA
Monosiga brevicollis MX1 is the source of this 1928-nucleotide messenger RNA. RefSeq names its product cubitus interruptus (gene CI). NCBI's taxonomy places the organism in Eukaryota, Choanoflagellata, Craspedida, Salpingoecidae. Gene Ontology annotation, molecular function: DNA-binding transcription factor activity, RNA polymerase II-specific; RNA polymerase II cis-regulatory region sequence-specific DNA binding. Gene Ontology annotation, biological process: regulation of transcription by RNA polymerase II. The record is from RefSeq and is a predicted model, not a curated record. The coding region runs from base 66 to 1928 and encodes 620 amino acids. The transcript has a single exon.